Messenger RNA from Nematostella vectensis (starlet sea anemone), 2395 nucleotides. Its product is annotated as inosine-5'-monophosphate dehydrogenase 1b. The transcript is spliced from 15 exons. Gene Ontology annotation, biological process: GTP biosynthetic process. NCBI's taxonomy places the organism in Eukaryota, Metazoa, Cnidaria, Anthozoa, Actiniaria, Edwardsiidae. Gene Ontology annotation, cellular component: cytoplasm. Bases 203 to 1747 code for a protein of 514 amino acids. Gene Ontology annotation, molecular function: IMP dehydrogenase activity. The record is from RefSeq and is a predicted model, not a curated record.
UCAUUUGAAUACAAGCGAGAGAAACGGACGGCACGACAUAAGCGACCAGUCUUUAGUUGGGUCCCGAAAGGCUGUUUAAUCGCUCUCCCGGCUGUGAAUUAGACUCAGCUUUGCUUAUCCUACCUUUCUUAACCAAGCAGGCAUUCUGUUUCUGUGAGAAUUUCACAGAAAGACGAGCGUUUUUUAGAAGCAAUAUCGAGUUAUGAUGGCGGAUUUUCUGAUAGCUGGGGGAACUAGCUAUGUACCCGAGGACGGAAUGACUGCAGGACAGCUCUUUCAAAGCGACGGCUUGACUUACAGUGACUUCAUCAUUCUGCCAGGAUUUAUCGACUUCCCAGCAACAGAUGUGGACCUUACGUCACCUUUAACACGCAGAAUCACAAUCAAGACCCCAUUAGUGAGCUCCCCAAUGGACACUGUUACAGAAUCAGCAUUGGCAACUGCAAUGGCUCUUAAUGGGGGGAUUGGUAUUAUUCACCACAACUGCUCCAUUGAGUUCCAAGCCAAUGAAAUCAGGAAAGUCAAGAAGUUUGAGCAAGGUUUUAUAAUGGCUCCAUUAGUAUUAAGUGCCACUAACACUGUAGCAGAUGUGAUUGACGCCAAGCAAAGGCAUGGCUUUUCAGGAAUACCAAUUACAGAGAAUGGACAAUUGGGAGGAAUUCUCCAGGGAAUAGUGACAUCAAGAGAUAUUGACUUUUUACAUGGUGUUGAAAAUCACAAACAACUAGGGGAGGUCAUGACGCGGCUUGAAGACCUUGUUGUUGCCAAAGCUGGAAUCACUCUUAAUGAAGCCAAUAAAAUUUUGCAAAUGAGUAAAAAAGGAAAACUGCCAAUUGUUAACGAAAAGGGGGAGCUAGUCUCUUUAAUAGCAAGAACAGAUCUCAAGAAGAACAGAGAUUAUCCUCUGGCUUCUAAAGACGAAAAUAAACAAUUAUUAGUUGGUGCAGCAAUUGGCACGAGAGAAGACGACAAGGCGAGACUACAUGCCCUAGUUGAAGCUGGUGUGGAUGUUGUGGUGAUUGACUCCUCACAAGGAAACUCCAUUUAUCAGCUUUCAUUAAUAAGUCACAUCAAGGAAAACUACCCCAACCUACAAAUAGUUGGUGGCAAUGUGGUGACAGCUAGCCAAGCUAAGAAUCUGAUAGAUGCAGGUGUGGAUGCCCUGCGAGUCGGCAUGGGCAGUGGUUCCAUAUGCAUCACUCAAGAAGUAAUGGCUGUCGGCAGGCCCCAGGGUACUGCUGUGUACAAGGUUGCAGAAUACGCCCGACGGUUUGGGGUCCCAGUGUUGGCUGAUGGGGGUAUUCAAAACGUUGGACACAUAACCAAAGCUCUAUCCCUCGGAGCAUCAACAGUCAUGAUGGGAUCCCUGCUAGCCGGGACAUCAGAGGCCCCAGGAGAAUACUUCUUUGCAGAUGGCGUGAGGCUAAAAAAAUACAGAGGAAUGGGUUCCCUUAGUGCAAUGGAGAAAAACUCAAGCAGCGCCUCAAGAUAUUUUAGUGAAAACGACAAGGUUAAAGUGGCACAGGGUGUCUCCGGGUCUGUCGUCGACAAGGGCUCCAUUCACAAGUUUGUGCCAUAUCUCACGGCGGGAAUACAGCAUGGAUGCCAGGACCUGGGGGCUAAGAGCCUCACCAGUCUUCGAUCUAUGAUGUACUCUGGUGAACUCAAGUUCGAGCGGAGGACAACAUCUUCACAAAUCGAGGGUGGCGUUCAUGGUCUUCACUCAUACGAAAAGAGAUUGUUCUGAAUAUGUACCCUAUCCAAGAAAACAGUCUGCACGUGAACUCUGAUAAGAUUACAUAGUGAUAGAACUACGUAAAUAUUAUGUAAAUAUAUAUAAUUUUAUAUUUACUACAUAUAAAAUCCGCUAUCGAUUCCUUAUAUCUUCGCUAUUCAUUGGUUUUGCUCGAGACACGUGUUAAUAAACUCUUGCGUCCAAUGGUCAAAUGCACUAGACACGUGACUAUUACUUUGAAUUCAUUGAAACGUAGCACAAAUCACGUGAUCUUAGCGCCAUCCGUUCAUUUAUUGCUGUAGAAAAUGGCACGUGACCGAAAUUUAGAGCUCUCAUUGGCUUUUGAAAUACGUUCUGGAUCGGCAUAGAUAUUUCCCAACAAAAAAGAACAGAGCAGUCCGGAAGUCAUUGAUAGUUCCGCGCUUGUGGUAACUUAUUGUAGCUUUAAUUGAGUAUAGAUAAAAACUUAUUUGCUUAAACUACAAAACUUAACAAUACCAAACUUUUUUUUUGGCAAUGGUUCAGUUGGUCAUGUUAUAUUUACAAAUAUGUAACAAUAAUGAGGUUCUUUUAAGGACUUGUAAAAUAUUUAUGACUCUAGGCUGCAUAUUAUGAUAUCAUACAGCAAUAUUAAAUCAUGAUUAAAAAUCAGUAUUGGAA